AUGCGCUACACUGAAGUCCUUGCCCUGGCCAUGGGCAAUGUGGUUGCCGCCCAAUUCACCACCACUCGCUUUGCCAACACUACCACCGCAGCUUUCGAGACUGAGACUGCUACUGGAACUGCUACCAUCGGUACCGAGACCACUGGCACUGAGACCACCGCUGCUUCCACCAGCACUGCUGCUGGAGGCAUCGGAAACCCAGACGGCUUCAACUUCCUUGGCUGCUUCUCUGACAAUGGUUUCCCCAGCUUCACCCUUGCUUACACUGGCGAAGAUAACGAUGCCGACAAGUGUGCCGAAGAGUGUGCUGGCUCCAACUUCUUCGGUCUUUUCGAUGAUCGAUGCUACUGUGGCAGCGAUCUUGACCUAGAAACUGCCAACUCUGUCAGCACCAGUCAGUGUGACAUCAUCUGCCCAGGUGACGACUCAGUCAACUGUGGUGGUCGCACAUCCGGCUCUCGAGUCAUGCGCCGCCAGAGCAUUGACAUCAACAUUCUCCUCUCCAUCUACGUCGCCAUCGGUGUCAACCCCGGCGAGACCGAUACCGUUAUCAACACCGACUUCAUCACCGAGACUCUGCCUGCUUCCACCACCACUGCCACCGUUACCUUCACCGAGAGCGGUGAGGUUGCCACCAAGACCGUUACAACUGUUCUCCCUGUUAUCCCUACCAGUGUUAUCAUCAUCUGCUACGGCAACUACUGUGCUCCUCAAGUCCACUGCCCUACUUGCACCAAGUGGCAGGUGGUUUGUGAGGACAACCUUUGUGCGCCUCGCGAAUGUUACGAUGAUACCUGGAACAAGCUCAAGAUCUGCAAGAACGGCAGCUGCUACUACUCUGACUACAAGAACGAGGAGUGCAACCAGAAGAUCACCUGUUACGGAUCUAGCUGCAAGGUCGACUACUCUGUUGACUACGCUCGCAAGUUUGUCUGUGACGUUGAGGAGGAUCGCUACUACUUCGACCAGUGCAAGGACGACUGUUACAGCUACGAGAAGUGCUCUCACGGAGAAUGCGAGCCUGUCCACCCUCCAGUCAGCCCCCCCAAGCCCGUCAGCCCUCCUAAGCCCAUGGUCCCUGGCAAGCCUCCUGUUGUUGUUGUCCCUGAGCCCAAGCCCGAGCAUCCCGUCAAGCCUGAGCAUCCCGUUGCUCCCAAGCCUGAGCACCCCGUUGCUCCCAAGCCUGAGCACCCCGUUGCUCCCAAGCCUGAGCACCCCGCUCCCCCUGCCACUCCCGAGCACCCUGCUCCUCCUGCUAAGCCUGAGCACCCUGAGGCUCCUGUCACACCUGAGCACCCCGAGACUGGAAAGCCUGAGGUUCCAGUCGUCACCGCUGGUGCUGCCAAGUCCUUCGCCGGUUUGGCUGCUGCCAUCGCUGGUUUCGCUUUCGUCCUGUAA
This is a messenger RNA of Fusarium graminearum PH-1, 1398 nucleotides long. RefSeq lists its product as uncharacterized. Lineage: Eukaryota; Fungi; Ascomycota; Sordariomycetes; Hypocreales; Nectriaceae. The record is from RefSeq and is a predicted model, not a curated record. The transcript has a single exon. Bases 1 to 1398 code for a protein of 465 amino acids.